UUUGGUGUGUUAAUCAUAUCAUGUGGGGAUAACGAAGGACUAACCAAUGCAAAACAAAGACAAAAAAUCGAUGUGUUUACCUAUCCUCUUCAGAUGUGUAUACUUAUAGUACUAUACAUACAGGUUAGACGAUGUUAGCGGUCAGGGAGAGAGCUGUUAUAAACUCGUGACGAGAUAGAGGCAGUGACUUCACUAGGCAUAACGGCGACACAUAUGUUUACUUAUACCAUCAAUGUAAUGGUUAAAGUCAGUUCCCUGUGGACUUUUAGUAGCGACCGCGACUUAUGCUAACACUGGCUUUGGCUUUGCAUAUCAGUGACGUUGAAAAAACCCACAGUUUGGUUGGCAGUCACCACCGGUACCAGACGCUUGACGUUUCUGGUAUUGAACAAGGAUUUAUAGGCGACUAUCAGGCGACAUCUCUCACAGGUGAAAGGGUGCAUACCCGAUUAUGUAGGUCACACCUGGGAGAUGUAAAAAAGACAAACCCCACGCAAGCAUCACUGUCAAUCAAAUCUCGUCAUUAAUGGUGCCGUACUGGUUGAAUGAUGGAUGGUGAUGCUUUGAUGAUUGGUCCACAGGGUCGGUAGUCGGUGCAGCCGUAGUCGCCUGAGGUACCUAUCGCUACAUCUACAGGGGAGGAGGUGCACUGGUGCACAGCAGAGACAUGCCGCGUUUAAAGGUCCACAUUUCGGAACCAAUAUGUGAUGAUUAACGUUAUUUCUGCGUCGACAAACAUCAGGAGACAGGAGAGGAUUACAAUGCAUUACCUUGGUGUCUGGAGGCGCUCAAUAACAACGAUGAUUGAAAAUAAAUAUUCGACUUUUAUUAGUGGACUAUAUUAGUGGACUAUAUCAAUGGACAGUGUGUGUAUUCUCAUCAUAUCUGAUACUCAGGGACGAUGACACAAUUCGUCACAAUACCGCAUACAAUAUGUUUUCGGAUUUAAAGUUAUAGCACAGAACAUACUACAUUAAUGAUGAAAUAACAACCACAUCCAUAGCAUCUUUUCUUCCUAAUUUUGUGCCGCACUUUGUAAGGAUUGCCUUUUUGGAAUGAUCGUACCUAUGACCAUCACACAAUGACAGUGACUUCGAGCCUAUCUGGUUACACCUCCUAUCUACCUCCACGGGUAGUGGACGUCCCUAGGGAAGCCAUCAGAAGCUUCCACCACUCCAAAAAAGUAGGCAACUAUUUACUAGGGAAGACAAUAGGAGAGGGAUCGUUCGCAAAGGUUAAGGAAGCUCUUCAUGUCCCAACGGGUGAACUGGUGGCAAUAAAGGUAAUUGACAAAAAGAGAGCGAAACAAGACAGCUAUGUCAGGAAAAAUCUUAGACGAGAGGGAAAAAUUCUGCAGUUGGCAAGACAUCCGAACAUUGUACAAUUGUUUGAAAUCAUGGAAACAGAAAACAGCUACUACCUCGUGACUGAACUGUGUAAGGGUGGUGAUCUUAUGGACUAUAUUUGUCAGCGGAAGAAACUAGAAGAGCGGGAAGCAAAAAAGUUUAUUAGGCAAAUUGUUUCUGCUAUUGAAUAUCUCCACAGGCUUGGCAUACUGCACAGGGAUCUGAAAGUGGAAAAUUUACUGCUGGAUGAAAGUCGUGAUAUCAAGAUAAUAGAUUUUGGUUUGAGUAACACAAUCAAGGUUUCCUCUUCCAAAGACUCGGUGCGUGCACAAGAAUAUUUAAAUACACAAUGUGGAAGCCCUGCUUAUGCAGCACCGGAACUCCUUGGGCGUAAAAAGUACGGUCCUCAAGUAGAUGUCUGGAGCAUAGGUGUAAAUAUGUAUGCAAUGCUGACCGGAAACCUGCCUUUUACUGUUGAUCCGUUCAAUAUUAAAACUCUCUACAACAAAAUGCUGAGCGGUCAAACGAACCCACUUCCGGAAAACGUGUCGAAGGAAUGCCGUGAACUGUUAAAACGCUUCCUGACACCGGAGCCUGAUAAACGCAUUACACUGGAGGACACCAUGAGACAUUCAUGGGUAGCAGAAAGUAAAGGUGUUCCGAUGGAACGAGCUCCUUGUCCUAACAAACUACGGAACGACGAACUAGAUGACAACAUCAUGAAACACAUGACAGAAUCACAAGGGUUCCGAUUGUCAGAGGUGAUCCGGUUUGUUAUUGGAAACAUCCCUAGUCCGGCAUUAGCGAUGUAUCACAUCCUACACCGGAAGUUGGCUCGGUAUAUGGCAGACAUGCGUGUUAAGGGGAAGGUGUCUGCAAUGGAUUCGCCAAUGUUUGGUCACAAAAAAGUAUCUCUAGUCUUUCAGAAAAUAAAAGCUCGUCGUAAUUCUGCCAAUGGAGAGGACUAUCAGGCAACUAACAAGUUUGGUGCUGUCAACUACAUGGCCAAGAAAAGGCACACCAAGGCAGACAAAACCGACGACGUGAAAAUCACAGAUAUUGAGAACGACGAUAACACAAAUGACCAGACGAAAACGCUGGACAGAGAAGUAUCUGACGUAACGAAAGCUGAUCAGCUGAAACAAUCGUUGUGUAAAUCACCUCUACCUAUACGACGAGAGACAACGUAUCUACCCAUUGUGCCCGGGAAAGUGAUUGUACGAGGUGCGGGUGCUUCCCGCGACCUGUCUCCUUCCCCAGAGUUCCAUAUCGAGGAUAUAGGCAGUGACAAUGGUGGUACCACGGAGGGCAUAGACUCACAUAGCACAGUAAAUAAACGCUCCAACUACCGACCUCAUAUGAUGCCUCCAAGACGACAUCUCGGCCGGGUUAAACAGUACCUUUGGGAGGAUCCUCUGCCGUCUGCUGAUAGGGGAAAUGCAGAGACGGCUGAUGUGUUAGUACGGCGGCUCAUUAAACGGUGCAAUACAGACCUUACGGUGAAUAUGAAAGGCAAUAAACCUCGCUUCCAGAGGGCGCAAAAUCAUCCUGAUAACGUCACUCAUCAAAUGUGCAAUGGACAAAACAACGUCUAUAUUAGACGGACUGAAGUUAAAAUAGUAAAUAACAAGAAACUAAUUCACCUUGAUUACUCGCCGUGUGGUGGUAAUAAAGAUACCAAGCAAGUGCUGACAACAGCUCAUGGUGCUAACCACAGAGGUCUGGACGUUCCUAAGCCCAGAACGUCAGCACGCGCGGUUAACUACCAGCAUCCUCACAACCAUCAUAGGUCAGGGCAAGCACUUCCACUUUAUAAUCGGAGUAAAUCGCCCCAUGCAGCCUCAAUUGAGAGAAUCACUGCUCUUUCCUCUAGUCCUAAACCUGCAAGCUCGAAGGGAACGUUGAAUUCUGAACUUUCGUCACUCCUCAACAGAGAGAACACAGCCCCUUCGUUAGCUCUGCCCAACAUUAUGUCUCCUACCGAGUGCAAGUAGAAGGCCUACUCAAAUAAACUCAUGGCCGGGUGCAAUAUGACCACAAGAUAACGUGUAAAUGAUUCAAUUGGAUACCAAAUCAUGGUCCGUUUGUACCUAUAUCUUUCGUACAUGGGUUUGUAGAAAUAUCGAUUAUCAUAUCAAAGUAUUGGUGAAUUAUUAUGGAAACAAUUUUAAAGAUAAUUGUUCUGACAAUUGCAAAUGUAUCGGCUGGAACGAAAUUACCCCUGUACUCUCUGUCGAGUACCAGGGUGUUUUAUUGAUGGAACAUUUAAUAUAUUCUUAAACACUUAUCUUGCUUUUAAAUAUUUAAACCUAUACCUCGAUGAGGCUUAUUGAACUCGUGAGGUUUAUAUGUCCCUACAUCAUUAACAACGAUAGUCAAAGACUAAUUUCUUUCAUACAAGUAUAUAAUAUGAUAUCACCACCUCUGCUCCAUGUCAGACGAAAUGGGCUUUGUGGCGGGAAUAUGUCAGACGGUCAUUCACGGGCAGUCAAUAUCAUAUUGUCCUGUUUAUGCGACGUCAAUAUAUUUUUCCUGGUGUCGUUUUUUUCCGGUCUUUUCAAUAGAAUUAAGCUAAAUGUAAUAUAUCUAUAUAAAUGACAAUUAAAACUAAAUCCCAGCCACACGUUAUCGCCAUGCAAUGCAAAUAGCACGUGUUUAUUUUCUUGGUUCACUCGUGUUUUCUGCAUCGUCAUGCACGUGUGACUUUGUAUAGGGCCUAGUCAAAAGACCGACAAUCAAUAUGAUACGAUGUUAUACAAUACUACCAGUUGUAUGUGUACUGUACCGUCACCAUGAUGAUUAUAACAAUACUCAUCAGGGGCCGAGACAGUAUGUGUACUGUACCGUCACCAUGGUGAUUAUAACAAUACUCAUCAGGGGCCGAGACGGUGUGUUUACUGUACCGUCACCAUGGUGAUUAUAACAAUACUCAUUAGGGGCCGAGACAGUGUAUAGCAAUGUUCAUCAAGGAUCGAGACGGUAUGUGUACUGUACGGUCACCGUGAUGAUUAUAGCAAUGUUCAUCAGGGACCGAGACAGUAUGUGUACUGUACCGUCACCAUGGUGAUUAUAACAAUACUCAUCAGGGACCGAGACGGUAUGUGUACUGUACCGUCACCAUGGUGAUUAUAACAAUACUCAUCAGGGACCGAGACGGUAUGUGUACUGUACCGUCACCAUGGUGAUUAUAACAAUACUCAUCAGGGACCGAGACGGUAUGUGUACUGUACGGUCACCGUGAUGAUUAUAACUAUAACCAUUAGGGACCGAGACGGUAUGUGUACUGUACCGUCACCAUGGUGAUUAUAACAAUACUCAUCAGGGACCGAGACGGUAUGUGUACUGUACCGUCACCAUGGUGAUUAUAACUAUAAUCAUCAGGGACCGAGACGGUAUGUGUACUGUACCGUCACCAUGGUGAUUAUAACUAUAAUCAUCAGGGACCGAGACGGUAUGUUCUGUACCGUCACCAUGGUGAUUAUAACAGUCACACAAAGUACAUUAUGGUUCACAAAGAAUCAUGUGUACUACUUACUUGCCAGUGCAAUUUUAUAUUACAGGUACGAUUUUGGAAACGAUGAAAUAUUAGUUAGCUUGACUCAUGAUGAGAAAUUAUCAUGUUUUGUUUGUAUUACAUAUUGUUAAUAUGAUAUUGUGAUGAAUUUCAGUAAAAAGUGAUCUAUUAAAAAGUAGGUAAGUUC
This is a messenger RNA of Pecten maximus, 5047 nucleotides long. RefSeq names its product hormonally up-regulated neu tumor-associated kinase homolog A-like. The record is from RefSeq and is a predicted model, not a curated record. The transcript is spliced from 10 exons. Gene Ontology annotation, cellular component: cytoplasm. Gene Ontology annotation, molecular function: protein serine/threonine kinase activity; ATP binding. The coding region runs from base 1082 to 3340 and encodes 752 amino acids. Gene Ontology annotation, biological process: protein phosphorylation; intracellular signal transduction. Lineage: Eukaryota; Metazoa; Mollusca; Bivalvia; Pectinida; Pectinidae.